Molecule: messenger RNA, 2020 nt
Organism: Ilyonectria robusta
Lineage: Eukaryota; Fungi; Ascomycota; Sordariomycetes; Hypocreales; Nectriaceae
Product: heterokaryon incompatibility protein-domain-containing protein
Exons: 1
Coding region: 142-1830 (562 amino acids)
Source: RefSeq, a predicted model, not a curated record
UAAAAAUGGGUGAUCUUGCAGGCCUUCUACAUGGUGCCCCCUUUUGUAGAGCAUCGAGAAAGAGCCCUACAUGAAUCCUUUAUAACCCACACGUCAAGCCCAGUGCUGUCAUUCUAAAUCACCCACUACAACAUUUUCAUCAUGGCUCAUACACCUUCGUUUGGUCUCCAGAAUGUCGUAGGCAAUGUCUGGCCCCAGAGAUUGCUUCGCAUCAAGGACAUGACCUCGUAUGAACUGCACCUCGAUGGAAAUAACGCCUACUACAGAAAGAAAGACAAGAAUCCGAAGUACGCCAUCAUAUCUUACACUUGGGGCCGCUUCCGCGCUGAUGGGAGAGGGAAGUCUCCCAUAAAUUCGAAAGCCGAGGCCAUAUCUGUCAACAACAUCAAAUGGAAGAUCCCUGCAAUUGACCCGGAACAGGGAUUUACCAGUCACAAUUUUAAACGAACUCUUGAAGUCGUGGCCGGCAGCUACGACUACGUGUGGGUAGAUGUUGCUUGUAUCAACCAAGUCAACGACACAUAUAACCAGAUUGGCUGUCAAGCCUCCAUUUUCAACAGAGCAUCGGCGUCGUUCAUCUGGCUCCAUCAGCAAGGAUCGGAAAGUGGGAUGACACUGGACGUGCUUGUGAAAGCCCUCGUCAACACGACACAAUCCAACAAUAUCGACUACAAUGACAUGUCCUACGCCCAAAAGAAUGCGUCGUUGAGCCGAUGGCACGAGUUGGAGUAUCGCUUCUGCAGCCUACUACAUGACCCAUGGUUCUCUUCAAUGUGGACUCUGCAAGAAGCAUUCAUUCGCAAAGACUCAGUAAUCCUCACCGGACCUGGCAACACCACUCGAGUGGAAUUCAAUGGCAAGCAGGUCACCCUUACACUUCAAGUCUUGCUCGAUGUGUGCCAUUCCUACCUCAGCCUCGGGGGUUCCAACGCGAACAUUGCCCGACCGGUGGAAACAGCUGGGCUCGACCUACUUAUUGCGCGCAAUCCUCUCGUUCUUCUUCGUGCGGCACGUCAUCGACAGGCAAAGAUGUCGCAAGAUCGACUCGCUGGCGUCCAGCGACUUUUUGGCGUGGACGUUGGGAAGCCAAACGCAACUCCCGCAGAGAUGGAAAAGAUCUGUUCUCUGGAGAUCAACAAGAGGUGCCCGGCACUUGCUCAAGCUUUUAUUCAUCCGUAUGAAGGAUCUGAUGGCUCUCCAAGUUGGCAAGCCAAACUCGGUAUAUCUGUGGACCCAAAGGUACAUUCUUUGGGUAGAACAGCUCGCAUCGACGAUACCAUGAUCGUGCCACCAGACUUUACUUGCGCAGUAGAGGUUGCUGCCGGUUACCGAGGGCGAAUGUUUGUCGACCGAAACAACAAUUUAAGCUGGGAGGGAUCCAGUUUCCCUCUUGAGCGUCUGUGGUCCAUGUGGAGACAGCAUGAACAACAUCGCAUCCCUCCUGGCUUAGAGGAAGGGGAAUUCGUGGGACCAAACGGCUCCCCCGGCGGGAAGAACAAGCCGUUUGAAAAUUCUUUCGACUGCUCAAUUUACCUCGACUCUCUGAGGUGGCUUUCAGACAGGCCAGCUAUCAACGUGCUGCCGGCAAAUUUCAUGCAGUACGCCUGGCCACUGUCCACCGUCUACGAUCUGUGCAGAAAACGACCAAAGAAAGUCACGGUGCUUGUUCUUGGAAAAAUACAGACUCUCAUACGCAAUAAGAUAGCCGAGGCUUGGGUUGGCUUGCUCGUUAAGCAGCAUCCGCAGUUCAAUGUUCGACAGAGGAUUGGAUUCUGUACCUGGAAAGGACAAAUGAAUAACGCUAAUCCUGAUCGCUGCGGUCUUGCUUGAGGAUUCAUGGGACAUUUGUGUGGUUUAACUGGAGGUUUCGAGUUAGGAUACUGAACUUGUUGUAUUUUAUCAGGAGUAGUUAAUGUGAAUUGGCUCGGUUAUACGUUUUGUUGGAUUAAUCACCUGAGCCAAAACAAUAGUGUACACCCGAUAUUACUGUAGCUGGGGUCAAUUAGGUCCAUAAUCCAAC